UCUUGUAAACAGCACUACUAGAGCGAGAAGCGCGGCGUCAGGUGUUCAAAGAGCAGGGUAUCAUCCACUGAUGGAAAUGUUUUACUCGUUAUGUGUAGUUUAAUGUCAUUUUUGCGAUUCAACACAGUAUUACAUUGGCAUUCAUAUUAUUUAACCUCUCCGCGCGCCUUUUACAUCGCUACAAAAUGCUUCAUCUGCUCGCAGGACUCAUAUGCAUCUAUGCACUGACGUGUGUAAAAGUUGUCUAUGGACAAAAUGAAAAAGGUGAGCGCUUUCUAUGUACUGCAGUCCCCAUUGACAAGGAUAGUUGCCCCGUGCAGUCUCUGCCUGUUCAAAGCGCAUCGGUCCGGGAGGAGGAACUGAGAAACACCGUCAUGCAACUUCGCGAGACCAUCCUACAACAGAAGGAGACAAUUGGCAAUCAGUUAGAAACGAUUAAAGAGCUGACGUCUAAGCUGUCACGCUGUGAGUCUGACUCCGAAACGUUUAGGAAAAUGAAUAAGGACACAAUGGACGAUGUACCUAAAGAUCCAAAUGACACCAUUGCCGUUCUUGGAAAAACCAUGCAGAGUCUGAAAGAUCGAUUGGAAAAUCUAGAGCAACAGCAAAUGCGAGCCAAUAUCUCUGGUGCCUCCUUUCCUAAUGAGCUGAGAAAUCUACUGCAGCGUAGACUGGAGGACUUGGAAAAUCAACUGCUCAUGAAGGUCAAUGAGCUUGAGGAAGAGAAGUCCCAGCUAUAUAAUGAGACAGUCGCUCAUCGCCAGCGCACUGACAGUACCCUCAACUCUCUCAUGAACAGGAUCUCUGAACUGGAGAAAGGAGGAGCUGGAUUUAAAUCACCAGAGAAUUUCAAGAUCUCUCUUCCUCUUCGCACAAAUUACCUUUUUGGACAAGUAAAGAAAAGCCUGCCAGAAAUGUACGCCUUCACUAUCUGCAUGUGGCUCAAGUCAGGUUUGAGCCCUGGCAUCGGAACCCCGUUUUCCUAUGGAGUGCCUGGACAGGCAAAUGAGAUUGUACUGAUCGAAUGGGGCCAUAACCCUAUAGAACUGCUCAUUAAUGACAAGGUGGCGCAGCUACCUCUAUCACUGAGUGAUGGGAGGUGGCACCAUGUCUGCAUCACUUGGACUACUAGGGAUGGGCUUUGGGAAGCCUACCAGGAUGGCCAAAGAUUGGCCUCAGGAGAAAAUCUGGCUCCCUGGCACCCUAUCAAGCCCGGAGGAGUCCUUAUCCUGGGCCAAGAGCAGGAUGUAGUAGGGGGGCGCUUUGAUGCCACCCAGGCCUUUGUGGGGGAACUGAGCCACUUUAACGUCUGGGAUCGGGUCCUGCGCUCCACGGAUAUCAUUGCCAUGUCAAACUGCUCAUCCUACAUACCUGGGAAUGUGGUGGCCUGGACCGACAGUAACAUCGAGGUGUUUGGUGGAGCAUCAAAGUGGCCACUGGAGCUAUGCGAAGAUCGGCUAUUUGACAAUUAAUAUUGUCAAAUAUUCUAUUAGUGAGCGAUAUUAAAUCCUCUUCAUCCUCAAAAAGUGUUCAUCACUUAAAAAGUAGCAAAUAGUUUAGAAAAAUCUACUUAAAUGAACUAUAUCAAUGAUAUAUUUAAAUAUUCCUGGAUAGAUUACAAAAUGCAGAUAAAUGGAACAUUUCCGUUGAUAUAUUCAGUUGACAUAUUUGUGGCUAAAGGAAAUUGCCAUUACUGUGUCAGAUGGUACUACCAUGGUACUCUGAAAAAUACCAUAUCACUGAAUGAUUAUCAUUUAUGUACAGUGUGUUUACAUAAUACUCCAUGGUAUAUUACCAUGUCACCUUUUUGAUGCACACAAAAGCACACAUCCGUAUGCGUAUCCUGUUAAAAUAUAGCUGCGUUCACGCCAUGUUGGAAUUACCAGAAUUAUGAGAUAUCUACUUGUAGAAAGCGUUCAUGUCCUUGUA
Messenger RNA from Sinocyclocheilus rhinocerous, 1929 nucleotides. RefSeq names its product neuronal pentraxin-2. NCBI's taxonomy places the organism in Eukaryota, Metazoa, Chordata, Actinopteri, Cypriniformes, Cyprinidae. The transcript has 5 exons. The record is from RefSeq and is a predicted model, not a curated record. Bases 186 to 1472 code for a protein of 428 amino acids.